GAGGGAGCCCGAGCAGCGGCCCGGCCGGCGGGGGCGCGGGGCCCGGUGACACAACGCCUCCCGCCUCUGCCCGACCUGGGUCGCGCGGUGUGCACUGCCCUGCAGAGCAUUUGAAGACCGGGACCAAGUUAUGCUUCAUCUGACAGCGAGCUGGGGGAUCUUCGAGGGCCAUCAACAUGUCUCUGUGCCACUGUGCCGUGAAGCACAGCAAGUCGGACAUGGAGGGCUGCUGCUUCUCGUCGGGCAGCGGCCUGAAGGUGUGCCUGCACUGGAGCCGCGAGGAGGAGCAGGAGCGGUGCCAGACCUACGUGCAGGGUGCGCUGAGCGCGGAAGAAAUCUGCAUCGAUAUCGCGCGGAAGAUUGGCAUCACACCGCUGUGCUACAGCCUCUUUGCGCUCUAUGACACCCAGAGCAGAAUCUGGUUCCCACCCAACCACAUAUUCAAAAUCAGCAAAGACACCAACCUGAACCUGCUCUUCCGCAUGAGGUACUACUUUCGGAACUGGCACGGGAUGAACGACAAGGAGCCGGCGGUUUAUCGCAACGUGCCCCGGCAGAGCGACUCCCCUGACGAGAAGUUGCAAGGGGGAGCCUUGCUAGACAAGUCGUCCUUCGAGUAUCUGUUUGAGCAGGGGAAAUUUGAAUUCAUCAAUGAUGUUGCAUCUUUGAAAGACCUCCAGACUGAACAGGAGAUCCAAAGGUUCAAGAACGAAAGCUUAGGCAUGGCUGUGCUUCAUCUCUCUCACAUUGCCAUCAAAAAAGGCAUCUCUCUCGAGGAAGUGGCCAGAAAAUACAGUUUCAAGGACUGCAUUCCACGUUCCUUCUACCGCCAGAUCCAGCAGAACAACUACCUGACCAAGUUCCGCAUGAAGAAUGUGUUCAAGAAGUUUGUGCAGCGCUUCCAGCGGCACACGGUCAGCACUGGAAAGCUGACAGAGCAGGACAUCAUGUACAAGUACCUGGCUACCUUGGAGCACCUGGCACCCUGCUUUGGGAGUGAGCUUUUCUCCGUACUCUCCUUGGAGACCUCCUCUGAGGGGGAGAAGGUGCAGUUGUACAUCAAUGGAGGACAUUCACAGCCGGAGCAUGGGCACGUGCUGCUCCCCAAGGACCGGCCUGCUACCCAUGAAGUCCUUGUCACUGGCACAAAUGGUAUCCAGUGGCGGCCUGUGCCUGCUGAGAGCGUUGAGAACUUCUCCCAUCGUGGCUAUUUUGGGAGGAAGGCCAGAAACAAAGAAGUGGAGUCCAAGGUGCUGAAUCAGCCUGCGGAACGGAGCGAGCCAAAGUGGGUACAGUUCUGCGACUUUCGGGAGAUCACUCACAUCGUGAUCAAGGACUGCAGAGUCAGCAUCAACCGGCAGGACAACAAGUGCUUGGAGCUGGUUCUGCCGUCAUGUGAAAGCGCACUGUCCUUGGUGUCGCUCGUGGAUGGCUACUUCCGGCUCACAGCUGACUCCAGCCACUACUUGUGUCACGAAGUGGCACCACCACGGCUCGUGAUGAGCAUCCUGAAUGGCAUCCAUGGGCCCAUGCAGGAGGAGUUUGUCUUUGCCAAGCUGCGGCGAGAGGAGCACGAGGAGGGUCUGUACAUCAUCCGCUGGAGCGUUGUUGACUUCAACAGGAUGAUCCUGUCUGUGGUGAAAAGGAGCUACCAGCAGGGCUCUGGGGUGCAGGGUGCCCUCAAGUACCGGCAGUUCCGCAUCCAGAAGAAAGGCAGCUCCUUUGUGCUGGAGGGGUGGGACCGGGAGUUCUCCACCUUGCGGGAGCUCUUGGAUGUACUCAAGGGCUGCACACUCAAGUCUGGCGAUGAGAGCUUCACUGUGAAGAGGUGUUGUCCACCCAAACCAGGAGAGAUUUCAGACCUGCUAAUCACACGGAAGGUGAAGGAUAGCACAAAGCAGAUUCUCAGCCUGACCCAGCUCAGCUUCCACCAGAUCCGCAAGAACGAGAUCACCCAGCGAGCCCACCUGGGGCAGGGCACCCGCACUAACAUCUACGACGGGGUGCUGAACGUCUGCGGGACCGCUGGGGCUGAUGAUGAGGCUGAGUACUUCUCCACUGAGCAGAACAACAACAGCCGGGAGAUGCACGUGGUCCUCAAAGUCCUGGACCCCAGCCACAGAGACAUUGCCUUGGCAUUUUUUGAGACCGCCAGCCUGAUGAGCCAAGUGUCGCACGUCCACCUGGCUUUCGUGCACGGAGUCUGCGUGCGAGGCUCCGAGAAUAUCAUGGUGGAAGAGUUUGUGGAACAUGGUCCUCUGGAUGUGUUGCUGCGGAAGGAGAAAGGCCGAGUGACUGUGGGCUGGAAAAUCACCGUGGCCAAACAACUGGCCAGUGCCCUGAGCUACCUGGAGGACAAAAACCUGGUGCAUGGCAACGUGUGUGCGAAGAACAUCCUGUUGGCCAGAAAGGGCUUAGAAGACGGGUCACUGCCCUUUGUGAAACUCAGCGAUCCUGGAGUCAGUUUUACCGUGCUCUCUCGAGAAGAGCGCGUGGACCGGAUCCCAUGGAUCGCUCCAGAGUGCGUCCAGGACGUGGGAAACCUCAGCACUGCGGCUGACAAGUGGAGCUUUGGCACCACGCUGCUGGAGAUCUGCUUCGACGCGGAUGUCCCGCUCAAGGAGCGCACUCCUUCAGAGAAAGAGCGCUUCUAUGAGAAGAGGCAUCGCCUGCCCGAGCCCUCCUGCAAGGAGCUGGCCACCCUCAUCUGUCAGUGCCUGAACUACGCUCCUGGCGAGCGGCCCUCCUUCCGGACCAUUCUCCGGGACCUCACCCAGCUCCAGCCGCACAACCUUGUAGACAUCACCUCCGUGAACCCUGACUUCCCAGUGUCAGACCCCACAGUCUUUCAGAAACGCUACCUGAAAAAGAUCCGAGAGCUGGGGGAGGGUCAUUUUGGCAAGGUGAGCCUGUAUUGUUACGACCCCACUAACGACGGAACUGGGGAAAUGGUGGCUGUGAAGUCUCUCAAGUCUGGCUGCAGCCAGCAGCUUCUGACCAGCUGGAAGAGGGAGAUCGAGAUCCUCAAGACGCUCUACCACGAGAACAUCGUCAAGUACAAGGGCUGCUGCAGCGAGCAGGGGGAGAAGAUUGUGCAGCUGAUCAUGGAGUACGUGCCGCUGGGCAGCCUGCGAGACUACUUGCCCAAACACAAUGUCAGCCUGGCCCAUAUCCUGCUCUUUGCCCAGCAGAUCUGUGAGGGCAUGGCCUAUCUGCACUCCCUCCACUACAUCCACAGGGACCUUGCUGCCCGGAACGUGUUGCUGGAGAAUGAGAACGUGGUGAAGAUCGGAGACUUUGGCCUGGCCAAGGCCAUCCCUGAAGGCCAUGAGUACUACCGUGUCUGCGAGGAUGGAGACAGCCCUGUCUUCUGGUACGCCAUGGAGUGCCUCAAGGAGUGCAAGUUCUACUACGCGUCCGACGUCUGGUCCUUCGGGGUGACGCUCUACGAGCUCCUCACGCGCUGUGACUCCAGCCAGAGCCCUCCCGUGAAAUUCAUUGAGAUGAUUGGGGCGACUCAGGGGCAGAUGACGGUCCUGAGGCUGAUCGAGCUGCUGGACAGAGGGAAGAGGCUGCCCAGUCCGAAGGACUGUCCUUGCGAGAUCUACCGCCUGAUGAAAAACUGCUGGGAAGCUGAAGCGUCCUUCCGCCCGGCCUUCCACAACCUCGUCCCCAUCCUCAAGGCCUUCCACGAGAAGUACAGGGCUCAGGCCCCCUCCGUCUUCAGCGUCUGCUGAGUGGGAUGCUGCGAAACUCGCUGGAGGAAGGAGCGCAGCCGGGCCUGGGUGCCAGAGCAGAGGGACUCUGCAUGCACGAGCCCUGGGGUGGGGAUGACCUGCACGGAUGAACUGGGGAGCGCCGGGACCCGAUCGCCUGCCGCUGCCUGCUCUCCCUGCCUGUGCUGGGGCCUGGAGAGCUGCGUCCCCCAUCGGCCUCUCCUCGUCCAUAAAUUUCACGGAAGGAGCUGCAGAGGACAAGACUUCAGCUGCUGCUCCUGAGCUCCAGACCUGUUGCUUUGGCCUGGUUUUUUAGCUCUCCGGUCGCUGGGUGGAUUUCGGUGCAGGAAAAGAAUAUUCCGGUUGCUGCUGUGGAUGGUGAAGGCUGCAAGGAGAGGCAGCAGCUGGGGCAGAAACGCCUCCCCUGUGGGACUCUGAAACGCCGGACUGCGGCUGUGGAGUGGACGUUAAAGGAGGUGUUACGGGGACCCGGCUCCUGCGGAAAGAGCCGCUCUGUCCUCGGAGCCAGGCGGGCUUCACUGCGUCGCGGAGGGCUGCCAGGAGGAGGAGGAUGUGCCCGCAGCCCCUGGGGCAGCGGAGGUCCAUCAGACUGCGCGGAAAGGAGGACUGACGGACGCCGGCCUGCCCUGGGGACUUCUCCUGGCGAGCGACCGCUGUGCUUUCGCCUCCUGGUGCUGCUGGAAGCGCGGCGCCGGCUCCCCUGGUGCCUCCCGUCCUGUUCCCAUGGCCGCCCCGGGAGAGGGGAGGAGGGACGUGCCCGUCCCACGCGGCCCCUUCCCCCUGCCGCCCCUUCCCUGCUCGGCGCCAAGCCCGACACUGUGAAUGAGACCGCAGCGGCGAGCGGCGGGGAGAAUUUAUGGCCUUAAACCAAAUCCAGGCUGCGCGACUGGAACUGCCUCCUCUCCCUUCGCUUCGGCGCCGCUCGCCCGCCUGCGGGGUGGAGGUGCCGGCGUGGGAGCCGCGCGCGGCGGCUUUGCAGCCCCUUUCCGGGCCUGGCGGUGCCGUCCAGGCUCCGCGAGCCGCUCGCCUUCCUCACGGCCGUGCCUGGAUCCUGUUUCCUGCAGGAAGCGGGGCGGCCUUUCCCCUGCCUGGCUCCUUCCCGCGCCGGGGCAGGCGGCUUUUAGCAAAAUAAUUUGUCACUUUAUCGCA
Molecule: messenger RNA, 4886 nt
Organism: Rhea pennata
Lineage: Eukaryota; Metazoa; Chordata; Aves; Rheiformes; Rheidae
Gene: TYK2
Product: tyrosine kinase 2
Exons: 25
Coding region: 177-3737 (1186 amino acids)
Biological process (GO): cytokine-mediated signaling pathway; cell differentiation; growth hormone receptor signaling pathway via JAK-STAT
Cellular component (GO): membrane; cytosol; cytoskeleton
Molecular function (GO): growth hormone receptor binding; non-membrane spanning protein tyrosine kinase activity; ATP binding
Source: RefSeq, a predicted model, not a curated record